Molecule: messenger RNA, 2233 nt
Organism: Lycium ferocissimum
Lineage: Eukaryota; Viridiplantae; Streptophyta; Magnoliopsida; Solanales; Solanaceae
Product: protein kinase STUNTED-like
Exons: 6
Coding region: 282-1961 (559 amino acids)
Biological process (GO): protein phosphorylation
Molecular function (GO): protein kinase activity; ATP binding
Source: RefSeq, a predicted model, not a curated record
UAAAACAUAAAACCACCUCCAUAUGAACCCUGACAACGAUUCAAAAUUCAAACUUGAUGAGUUCAAUUCUUAUAUUUUCAAUGUGUUUGGAUUCUUAGUAAUUUUUCAUAUAUAUACCUAUGCUCCAUGCAAUUAGCAAUGGCAUGGUGACAUUCAGUGGUGAAGUCAGAAAUUUCGAUAAGGGUGUUCAAGGAUACUUUCAAGAUUUAUAUAUGCAGGAAUAGUAACAUUUGACUUAUAUACACAGUAUAAUUUUCUGUUGAAGGGUGUUUGACUGAACAAUGUUUGGUAGUUCAAGUGCCAAAGGAGGAAUUUCCUCACUCCUGAGAUGCAGGGGAAUAGCUAAGGCCAAGAAGCGAACAAUUGUCUUUGGUCUCAAAUCUGAUAACAGCAGUAGAGAAAUGCUGCUUCGUUUGCUCAAUUUAGUUGUAAUGCCCGGAGACUAUGUACUGGCUGUUCAUGUACAAGAACCAAAUGAUACGCUUGAUCCGAAUACGUUUCACAUCCAUGAGGAUCUCUGCAAAUCCAAGCAGGUAGAUUUUCAAAUCAAGGUUUGCGUAGGAGAGUCGUAUGUAACUGAGUUGAGUAAUCAAGUACGUAUAAACUUUGCCACAAUGCUUGCGGUCGGAUGCAGCAGCUUCUGGCCGAAUGAUCAGAUUUCUGGCAACAUGUUGAAAGAAUUGCCUCCUACUUGCUUCCUUCUAGUAAUGGAUAAUGGAGGAAAAGUCCUACUCCAGAGGCCGGGGACUUCCCAAGAAGGCACUCCAAUUAAAGUUUUUCAAUCAACUGAGUGCUCUACCCAAUCAGGAAAUAAGUGUCAGAUUCAAAAAUCUCUGUCAAUGCCUUGUUCCUCAACAACAACAUCAUCACAGCCGAGCAGAAAUGCAACUUUUCCUAGGAUCAAGAAGAAUUUGAAGCUCAAUAAUGCUGCACCUAAGAAUCUGUUUCAGAGAUUAGCUUGCUUAGAAGUAAUGGAUUGUGCCAGACGCUUCACAUUGGACGAACUUAAAUGUGCAACAGACAACUUCAGUCCCAAUCUUUUGACUGGAGAGGGUGGACAUAGUCGAGUCUAUCGAGCCAAUCUCGAGAAUGGGCAGCUUGCAGCAGUGAAGGUCCUUAAGGAGACACAAUAUUCUGAAGAUGAUCUUUUCCGGGAAGUUGAAAUAUUGAGUAAUCUGAAGCACGAGAACGUAAUGCAGCUAGUCGGAUACUGUUACAGUAAGGAUAUGCGAGCAAUCGUGUAUAAUCUACUGAAGGACAGUUUGAAGCAAAGGCUAAAGCAGCUUAAUUGGAACACGAGGAUGCAAGUUGCUAUAGGAGUGGCAAGAGGAUUGGAAUACCUCCAUUCGCAAGCCCCUCCUAUCAUUCACAGAGAUGUGAAAUCAUCAAACAUUCUCUUAUCUGAUGAUUUCCACCCACAACUAUCAGAUUUUGGAGCAGCAGUGGUACACCAACAAGCUCAGCAAGAUUCAGCUUUUGUGAAACCAAUUCACGUUGUUGGGACAUUUGGAUACCUUGCACCUGAGUACAUCAUGUAUGGCAAAGUUGAUGAGAAGAUAGACGUAUACUCUUUUGGGGUGGUCCUGCUGGAAUUGAUCACAGGAAAACGGGCCAUCGAGAAAGACCUGGAAGCCCAUCAUGAAAGCUUAGUGCUGUGGGCGAGGUCUCUGCUCAGUUGUGGUCGUAGUGACCGUCUUGUUGAUCCCAACUUAAAUAAGAACUACAACAAUGAUGAGAUGAAAAUGAUGAUGUUUGCAGCACGGCUAUGCCUCUUGCAUUCAUCUUCAAGGAGGCCAACAAUGAAAACAAUCCUGCGUUUGUUUGAGGAGCCAGGGCGCUGGUUAGAGCUGCAGAGAAAGAGAGAGGAGCUUCUUGAUGGAAUUGGUUCAGAAGAUGAAACUAGCUUGUGCAGAUAUUACGGAUCAGAUUCUGAUGAAGGCAUGUUCGUAGAGGAUAGCUAAUCACAUAUGCUUGAGUUUUCCGUAAUAUAUUGGAACUAUAUUACUGGUUUUUGUUUGUUCACCAAUGCUACCACUCUCUCUCAACCCAGUCACUAAACAAAAGGACGAAAAGGGAAAACACGAACCAUUUAGGUAGGAGAUUGUAGUUCUAUAUCAAAGUGAUAUUAGAGUAUCAAAUAGAAAUGUCAUUAAGUGUCGAACACUAUUCCUGAAGUGUAAGCUCCAUUUUGUCUUUCGCCUCAGAAAUAUGUUGAAGAUUUUACCUUGAACGA